AUGUCCUCCUCACGCAGCGGCUCCAUGGAGAAGCCCAGGCGCAAGGCGCAGACGUACGAGUCGGAGCCCGAGGCCGAAGAGUCGGUCGGGGAGCAGCCGUCGCCGCCGCCGCCGCGCCGCCGCCAGAUGCAGCGCAAGAAGAAGCAGCAGCAAGGUCCUCUCGACCUGGCCGGGCUGGACGGCCUCGGCGGCGUGGGCCAGACGGCGGGCGGGCUGGUCGGCGGCGUCACAAACACGCUGGGCGGCGUCGCGGGCCAGGCCGUCGACAACGGCGGCGGCAAGAGCGACACGCUGCGUCUCCGCCUCGACCUCAACCUCGAGGUCGAGAUCACGCUGAAAGCAAAGAUCCACGGUGACCUUGAGCUGGCGCUACUGUAA
Gaeumannomyces tritici R3-111a-1 is the source of this 378-nucleotide messenger RNA. RefSeq lists its product as hypothetical. Bases 1 to 378 code for a protein of 125 amino acids. The record is from RefSeq and is a predicted model, not a curated record. NCBI's taxonomy places the organism in Eukaryota, Fungi, Ascomycota, Sordariomycetes, Magnaporthales, Magnaporthaceae. The transcript has a single exon.